AUGAAGAGCGGUCUCCUCUUUGCCGCAGCGGCCUUUGCCGGCCUGGCGAACUGCGGCGUCCACAAGCUGAAGCUCGAGAAGGUGCCUCUAUCCGCGCAGCUCGAGCAUGCCGAUAUUACCACACAUGCCAAGUCUCUUUACAAGAAGUAUUCUGGCCAAAAGUUCAUGGGUAUCCGACCCGAAGCACACAAAGAAGAGAUGUUCAAGGACACCUCAAUCCAUUUGGACCAAGACGACCACCCAGUACCUGUCUCAAAUUUCUUGAAUGCUCAAUACUUCUCUGAAAUCGUCAUCGGCACCCCACCGCAGACAUUCAAAGUAGUCCUGGACACUGGUUCCUCCAACCUCUGGGUCCCAUCAACUGAGUGUGGAUCCAUUGCUUGCUAUCUUCAUACCAAGUACGACUCAUCUGCAUCAUCAACGUACAAGAAGAAUGGUUCCGAGUUUGAGAUUCGAUAUGGUUCGGGCAGCUUAAGCGGCUUCAUUUCACAGGACACCCUCCAGAUUGGCGACAUCAAGAUCAAGAACCAGGACUUUGCUGAAGCUACUCAAGAACCUGGCCUUGCUUUUGCCUUCGGUCGCUUUGAUGGAAUCAUGGGUCUCGGCUAUGACACUAUCAGCGUUAACAAGAUCGUUCCACCCUUCUACAACAUGAUUGACCAAGGCCUUCUCGACGAGCCUGUUGUCUCCUUCUACCUCAGUAACACCAACAACGGUGAGGGCGACGAAUCUGAGGCCAUGUUUGGUGGCGUGAACAAGGAUCACUACACUGGCAAGAUGACCAAGAUUCCAUUGAGACGCAAGGCAUACUGGGAAGUCGACCUUGAUGCCAUCACUUUUGGCGAUGCAACGGCUGAGCUUGACAACACCGGUGUCAUCCUGGACACUGGAACCUCUCUGAUCGCUCUUCCAUCCACCCUGGCUGAGCUUCUCAACAAGGAGAUCGGUGCAAAGAAGGGCUACAAUGGUCAAUACACUGUCGAGUGCUCGAAGAGGGACGAGCUCCCCGAUAUGUCAUUCACUCUCACCGGUCAGAACUUCACGAUCGGUCCGUAUGAUUACAUCCUCGAAGUUCAAGGUUCCUGCAUCUCGUCUUUCUUCGGCAUGGACUUCCCCGAGCCCGUUGGCCCAUUGGCAAUCCUUGGUGACGCCUUUCUGAGGAAAUGGUAUUCCGUGUACGAUCUUGGCAGCAACAGCGUUGGUCUCGCUCUGGCCACGCAGUAA
Letharia columbiana is the source of this 1224-nucleotide messenger RNA. RefSeq lists its product as uncharacterized. Gene Ontology annotation, biological process: proteolysis. The transcript is spliced from 4 exons. Lineage: Eukaryota; Fungi; Ascomycota; Lecanoromycetes; Lecanorales; Parmeliaceae. The record is from RefSeq and is a predicted model, not a curated record. The coding region runs from base 1 to 1224 and encodes 407 amino acids. Gene Ontology annotation, cellular component: fungal-type vacuole. Gene Ontology annotation, molecular function: aspartic-type endopeptidase activity.